Messenger RNA from Olea europaea var. sylvestris, 1668 nucleotides. RefSeq names its product phosphatidylinositol transfer protein 1-like. The coding region runs from base 301 to 1122 and encodes 273 amino acids. The transcript is spliced from 10 exons. Gene Ontology annotation, biological process: phospholipid transport. The record is from RefSeq and is a predicted model, not a curated record. Lineage: Eukaryota; Viridiplantae; Streptophyta; Magnoliopsida; Lamiales; Oleaceae.
UCAAGGUCAAAACAAAACCUUCCAUUUUGGACUUUCGAAGAAACCACGAAACAACGGAAAAGACACGUUCAUUUUCCUUUCACAUCUGUCCCUUCUUUUCUCUCUAAUAUAGCCUAUGUGCCGGGCUUCGCUGAAUUUGUCAAACGCAACCUGUAAUCAUCCAUUUUGCAACCUUGAAAAUCCUUGCCUUUCCUUUUAUUAGUUACCCUCAAAUUGUCGGGUUUUAAUUUAGUCUGUCUGGGUUCUGCUUUUGCAAACUUAACUGAAGGGUGUUCCUGCUCAUAAUCAAUACGAGAAAUAAUGGUUCAGAUCAGCGAAUUUCGAGUCGUUAUGCCUCUAUCAUUGGAAGAGUAUCAAGUAGCUCAGAUGUAUAUGGUUAUGAAAAUGCAACAGCAAAACACCACAGGGAGUGAAGGGGUUGAGGUUCUGGAGAACAGACCUUUUGAAGAUGAUGAGUUUGGAAAGGGGCAAUACACAUCCAAAAUAUAUCGGUUACAAAGCAAAGCCCCUACUUGGUUGACUAAAUUUGCACCAACAGAUGCUCUUGUGAUGCAAGAGGAGGCAUGGAAUGCAUUCCCAAGAUGUAAAUCAGCAGUUAUUAGGUGCCCAUAUUUCACAAGGUUUCUUUUAACAAUUGAAACUAUUCAUAAGGCUGACAAUGGACACUCUGAAAAUGUGCAUAGCCUAAACAAAGAACAACUGUCAGUUAGACAGGUGGAAAUGAUAGACAUAGCUUCAGAUGCAAAUGAUUAUUGGAGUUAUAUAGUUGGGAGGAACAGUAUUGAUUUUUCUCAAUUCCAGUCAGAGGUGACUGGCCGUGGACCACUUUUAGAGGGAUGGCAGGACCAGUGUAAUCCAGUUAUGACGGCGUACAAAUUGGUGACAAUAGAUGCUCCAUACUGGGGCUUUGGCAGCAGACUUGAAAAUGCUCUGCUUGCGGGUGAGAGGGCACUUUUCCGCGAAAGUCAUCGGAAUUGUUUUGCUUGGAUUGAUGAAUGGUUUGGACUGUCAAUGGAAGUGAUGCGUGAGCUAGAGAAUCAAAGUGAUUCCUCACUGAACCAGGUGAUGCAGCAUGGUUUACGCAAUCAAUUGAACCUGUUAGUUUGCCUAGCCUCCUGCUGAUAAAGAGUGCAUAAUUUGAUGACCAUGGUUUAGGCAGGCCAUACGCUAGAUAUGCGAUGGUGGGAUCUCACUACAUCCCCCCUGUUAAAUUCCCAAGUAUCAUAACCGGAGUCAGACUGUCAAGGACUGAAUCGCAAAAUGAUGUGAGAUUAUAUAUGUAGCUUCCACAACACAGUUUAGCACUUAGUUGUCACAUUUUCAGCUGGCAUUAUAGCCUCAAGCAUGGUAUGCAGGUUGUUCCGCCAGUUAGCACUCACUGGUUCUGCUAUCUCACUAUCGCGAAUGGUUCUCAAGUGGAUGCCGGUGGACCAUAAUUGAGAAUUCUUAGGACUUAGGAGUUAUCUUAUUCAGUGAUCAUCAAAGGUGCAUUCAAGGCUUUGUUUCAUUAAGGGGGCACAUAUUAGGAUGCACUGGGUUUGGCACAUAUAUAAGUUUGUAUUUGUGUGUUUUGGCCACUGCAAGUACUUCUACCAUGCAAAACAUCAAUUUCAAGCCAACAUGAAUAUAUAGGUGUUCAAGAAAUAAAAACUUUACUGUUUCUCAAAA